AUGAAAAUAAAUGUCGAAUGUUCCUCUAUAACCUAACCCAACUUUUCAAAGCCAUAAAAUUUCUAAUCAAAUUUACUAAAAUCUUCUAAAAUCGAAGAGAAAUGAAUAUUUACACUUCUAUAGCCACCAACUGUACUAAAAUAUUCAAUACAAAUGCAAACCCUAUAUUUCAACAAGUAAGAAACAAAUGGGUUAAUAGAUGGAUGAUAAGAGAUGUUAAAAGGAGAAAGACGGUUACUGAAUAUGCUCCUAUGAGGCUACGAGUGAAUGCUUUAAGAAAAAAUAAUAUACUGCCUCCAGAAAUAAGAGAGUUAGCCGAUGCUGAAAUACAGGCAUUUCCAAGAGACUCAGCUCUACUACAUUUGACAAAUAGAUGUGUUGUAACAUCUAGACCUAGAGGCAAUGUGAUGAGAUGGAGAUUGAGUAGAAUUGUUUUUCGUCAUUUAGCAGAUUAUAAUAAGUUAUCUGGUAUUCAAAGGGCAAUGUGGUAGUUCAAAAAUAAGCUAAUAGAAUAUUAUAUUUA
Molecule: messenger RNA, 523 nt
Organism: Harmonia axyridis
Lineage: Eukaryota; Metazoa; Arthropoda; Insecta; Coleoptera; Coccinellidae
Gene: mRpS14
Product: 28S ribosomal protein S14, mitochondrial
Exons: 2
Coding region: 102-491 (129 amino acids)
Biological process (GO): translation
Cellular component (GO): mitochondrial small ribosomal subunit; ribosome
Molecular function (GO): structural constituent of ribosome
Source: RefSeq, a predicted model, not a curated record